AAUUAGGAAUCAUCAAAAAAGUGAAAGUAGUAGGCAGAACUCAAUACUAGUAUUAAAAUGGUGGGGCUUCACACUGAGGACAGAGCUGCUGCUCCACUCCACAUUUACUUCUCCUUCUCAAAUCUCACCAUCUUUUAUUUAUACACUCCUAUCCUACUAUUCAUAAUCAAUUACUACUUCAAAACCUUGGCAAUGCCGCUGCAUUUAUUACACACCAUCUCCAUCACCAUUACCAUCACCAUCACACUAGUAUUUUUCACUAUCAGCAUUGCAUCAGCUGCCGGCAGCGAUACUUCGGCGGUGGGAGAUGGUGGAAUGCGGAGAGACGGGUUGCGGGUGGCGUUUGAGGCUUGGAACUUCUGCAAUGAGGUUGGCACCGAAGCCCCCGGCAUGGGAAGCCCCCGAGCCGCCGACUGCUUCCAUCUCACUCAAGGCAGCGGCUCCAUAAUCCACGAGGUGUCCGAAGCUGACAACAGGCUAGGGGUUGGAACUCCAUUCCCGGGUCUGAGCCACAAGGCUCUCAACCACCCGGACCUCUAUGCGGCCGAGAAGGAGCUCUAUCUCGGCUCCUUAUGCCAAGUCUCCGACACCCCCAAGCCCUGGCAGUUUUGGAUGGUAAUGCUCAAGAAUGGCAACUACGAUACUAGAUCAGGCCUGUGCCCCGAGAACGGGAAAAAGGCUCCGCCAUUUCGCCCCAGGAGAUUCCCGUGUUUUGGGAAGGGAUGUAUGAAUCAGCCGAGCCUGUACCACCAGCCUACGAGGUUGUACAACGAUGGCACCUUGAUGAGGGGAGGCUUCUACGGCAGUUAUGACAUUUCCACCGGCAAACAUUCUUCGUAUUACCAAGUUGUGUGGGAGAAGAAAGUUGGGAGUGGGAGUUGGGUUUUCAAACAUAAGCUCGUGACUUCUAAAAAGUAUCCAUGGCUUAUGCUUUACUUGAGAGCUGACGCAACUACAGGUUAUUCCGGGGGCUACCACUACGACACUCGAGGAAUGCUCAAAAUUCUGCCGGAGUCUCCUAAUUUUAAGGUGAAGCUGAGUUUGGACAUCAAGAAAGGGGGAGGUCCGAAGAGCCAGUUCUACUUGAUGGACAUAGGGAGCUGCUGGAAAAACAACGGCGCACCCUGCGACGGUGAUGUGCGGACCGAUGUCACUCGAUACUCGGAGAUGAUCAUCAACCCAGUAACUCAGGCGUGGUGCAGCCCCACCAAUAUCGCCAACUGCCCCCCCUACCACAUCACUCCGGACGACACCAAGAUACUCAGAAACGACACGGACAACUUCCCUUACAGAGCCUAUCACUAUUACUGUGCCCCGGGAAAUGCAAAGCAUGCCGAGAAGCCAUACAGCACAUGUGAUCCCUAUAGUAAUCCGCAGGCGCAGGAGCUGGUGCAGUUGCUUCCUCAUCCCAUCUGGGAGGAGUACGGAUACCCUACCAAGCAGGGUGAAGGGUGGGUGGGAGACGGGCGUACCUGGGAGCUCGACGUUGGUGGCCUUUCCAGCAGGCUUUACUUCUACCAGGAUCCAGAUACUGCUCCUGCAAGAAGAAUAUGGACCUCUCUUGAUGUGGGGACAGAGAUAUUUGUUAGUGAUCAAGAUGAAGUGGCUGAAUGGUCUCUCAGUGACUUUGAUGUUAUUCUAACUUGAUUAACAUAAUGUACCAUAGCAGAGCAACAAAAAUGUUAGCACUGCGCAUCACAUUAUUUAACAAAAAGCUUGAUUUUCCUCAUUAUAA
Messenger RNA from Salvia hispanica, 1735 nucleotides. RefSeq lists its product as uncharacterized. NCBI's taxonomy places the organism in Eukaryota, Viridiplantae, Streptophyta, Magnoliopsida, Lamiales, Lamiaceae. The record is from RefSeq and is a predicted model, not a curated record.